Molecule: messenger RNA, 231 nt
Organism: Paramecium tetraurelia
Lineage: Eukaryota; Ciliophora; Oligohymenophorea; Peniculida; Parameciidae
Exons: 1
Source: RefSeq, a predicted model, not a curated record
AUGUAAAAUUAAUUGAUGCAAACAACUUGUCUAAAGCAUUGCACAAACUUGAGUCUCAAUCUACAAAUGGAUGGUCCAGAAGAGUUGUGUUUAAGGAGAUGCAUAUCAAAAUACAAUGAGGCAUUGAAAUUAUUUAUAAAGGAAGAGAAUACAUAAUAGAAAACUGAAAUCUAAACUCAGAGCAAAGCAAAACCAGAAGGUAAAUCGAUAUUUAAAAGAUUUGGAUUUUGA